Periconia digitata is the source of this 756-nucleotide messenger RNA. The record is from the annotation of a GenBank genome assembly. Lineage: Eukaryota; Fungi; Ascomycota; Dothideomycetes; Pleosporales; Periconiaceae.
AUGAAGCCAACCAUCGUCCUCGUCCCCGGCGCAUGGCAGCUCCCGUCUUUCUUCACACCACUCUCGCAGGCCUUCACCGCCCUCGGUUUCCCCGUCGUCUGCAGACUUCCCUCUAGCUAUCCAACCGCAUCUGCCUCAGCAGCGACGCCACCAAUCCUCAACCCCGACACGCUGUUCCUGCGGGAGCACGUGCUACAGCCGCUUCUGGACGAGGGCAAGGAGGUAGUGCUCCUGAUGCACUCGUACGGGGGUAUCUACGGACCCGCGGCGCUCGAAGGCUUGGCUAGGGGUGCCCGCGAGCGGAACGGUUUAAAGGGUGGCGUGAUUGCGUGUUUGUACACGGCGGCUUUCGUCGCCAGGGCUGGCCAGUCGGCUAUGUCGGCUAUGGGGUUUAGUGCUGGGAAUCUUCCGCCAUGGAUCCAACAUGAUGACCACGCAAAAGUUAUGCUCUUCCACGACCUCCCAGACGCAGAGGCCGACAGUCUCGCUGCCGCGCUACCUCAACAGCCAUACGAAUGCUUCGCGCAGCCCGUCCAGUGGGAUCCGUACGACGACGAGGCCUUUCGAAGUCGCUUUGGCUACAUCUACACUGAAGCCGACAGAAUUCUACCCAUGCGGGUUCAGCAAGGCUUCGCUAAGGCUGGUGGUAUUCAGCACACCAUUGUCCUAAAAGGCGCUUCGCACUCCCCGCACAUUGAAAUGCCGCACCGGUUAGCUGAGACUGCCGUUUCCAUGUUGGAGACAUUGGCUGCGUAG